AUGGAUUUAAUGUCAUUAUCGGAAGCUAAAGUCAAGCGAACUACCAUUAAGGCAACUUUAACGCGACAUAAAAAUGCUAUAGAUAGUUUUGACGUAGAUCAAAAUUCACGACACGAUAUUAAUGAGCGUAAAAGAAGAUUGACAGAAUUAUGGGAUAAUUUUGAAAUCGUGCAAUCGCGAAUAGAAAUGCUCGAAUAUGCAGAUUCUUCAAACAAAAAUAAGGAAGAGCUGCUCGUUCAACAAGAACAGCAAAGAACACAUUUCGAAUCCAUAUAUUUUAAUAUGAUUUCGCGUUGUGAUUCACUCAUCGAAUAUUUCGAUAAAAAUAAUCCCCAACCGUCCACAUCACAUGUGGAUGGUUCGCAAGGUGAUACUCACGCCUCUACACAUAGGGAAUCGCGUAUUAAAUUGCCAAAAAUCGAGCUUCCAGUGUUCACAGGUUCCUAUGAUGAUUGGUAUUCAUAUCAGGAUGUAUUUGAAAAACUAAUACAUGCCAAUGAAGGUCUCUCGGAGAUUGAAAAAUUCCAUUAUCUACGCUCCUCACUCAAGGAUAAAGCAGCUGAAAUUAUAAAAUCCAUUGAGACCACCACUGACAACUACAAUGACGCAUGGGCGUCGGUUAAGGAACGGUUUGAUAAUAAGCGUUGGAUAAUCCAUAAGCAUGUACAAGCUAUAUUCGACGCUCCGAUACUCAUCAAAGAAAAUCACAGUCGUUUACGCGAGUUACUAGAUGCUAUCUUAAAACAUUUAUGUGCACUUAAAGCCUUGAAAAGACCCACAGAAUCGUGGGAUGAUUUAAUCAUUCAUAUUGUCGUCUCAAAACUUGAUCCAGCAACGAGUAAGGCUUGGGAAACUAGUUUGCCCGACAAAGACGUUCCAAAUUUGAAGUCACUAAUUGAUUUUCUUUCCAAGCGUUGUCAAGCGCUUGAAACAAUUUUUAGCAAGCUGUCAACUAAUCAAUCCACUAAUAAUUCAAAAUCCAUUAAGUCCAAAGGGCCUUCCGUCUCAAAUCUUGCUACAUCUAAUGUAUCUUGUCCACAAUGCAAAGAAGGUCAUUAUUUAUAUUAUUGUGAAACGUUUCUUAAGCUACCAAUAGAAAAAAGAAUUUCAGUCGUAAGGAAGGCUCAUUUAUGCAUUAAUUGUUUAAGAACUAACUCACAUCUUGCUAAGGAUUGCAAUUCAGGUGCUUGUCGUAAAUGCAGUAAAAAACACAACACAUUGUUACAUUUACCGAAUGCUGUGAAUGAUAACAAGGUUUCUAUUGAUGAUGUGGCGUCCAACGAAUCGACUUCUCAAAGCAAGGCGUCUACUCAGCCAAUUGUCACACAAUGCGUAGCAGCACAUCACUCGUUGGACAUCAUACUAUCUACAGCUAUCGUACAUGUAUUCGAUUAUAAAAAUGAUAGACAUUCUUGUCGCGUGUUAUUAGAUAGCGGAUCUCAGAUGAAUUUUAUAACACAAGAAUUUGCUGAUAAGUUGCGUAUUAAGGAACAAUGCGUCGAGAUUGCUAUUACCGGAGUGAAGGGAACUAUUCAAGCUAAAAAAAUGAUCAAUGUACAUAUACAGUCACGUUUUAAUAACUUUAACGAAAAGGUAGAAUGUAUAAUUUUGCCGCAGAUUACUCAGCAAUUGCCUCAAACACUUGUACCCAAACAAGACAUAGCGAUACCUAAACACAUAAAGUUAGCCGAUCUUAAUUUUAACAUACCGUCUAAUAUCGACAUGUUGAUUGGUGCAGAGUUAUUUUGGAAACUUAUUUGCGCAGGUCAGAUUAAAUCUUCCAGAACUCAGCCAAUUCUACAAAAAACUCUUUUAGGAUGGAUUAUAUCUGGUCCGACUCCGAGCAAUAUUUCAAGCUCGAGCUCUUCAGCUUCUAAUUGUUUAGCUGUAACAACAGAUCUAAAUCGUGCGCUCAGCCGCUUUUGGGAAAUUGAUCAUUUAGGGUCAUCUACGUUCCUUACGCCAGAAGAACAAGCCUGCGAACGUCUAUUUCAGGAUACCGUAAGGCGUAAUAACGAAGGGCGAUUCAUAGUUCAGCUACCAAUCAAAGUAGAUAAAUUAGUGAAUCUUGGAGAUUUCCAAGAAAUAGCCACAAAACGUUUUAAGGUUUUUGAGAACCGUCUUAAAAAAUCACCGAAAUUACAUGUGGAAUAUAAGCUAUUCAUCCAAGAGUAUCUACAGCUUGGCCACAUGCGUGAAGUUACUUCUCAUUUGGAAUCAACCCACAAGAAUUAUUAUUUACCACAUCACGCGGUAUACAAAGAGACGAGCACCACGACUAAAUUGAGAGUUGUUUUUGAUGGUUCCUGCAAAUCCUCAAGCGGAAUUUCAUUAAAUGAUACAAUGAUGGUUGGUCCUACGAUUCAGGACGAUCUAUUCUCAAUAUUAACAAGAUUUCGCACUUUCAAGUGCACCUUAACUGCCGACGUCACCAAAAUGUACAGACAAGUUUUGGUAGAUCCCAAUCAAACCUCUCUUCAACGCAUUUUGUGGCGUGACUCUAUGAACGAACCAAUUCGAACUUUUGAGCUUCUCACUCUUACAUAUGGCACCGCUGCCGCAUCAUUUUUAGCCAUUCGAUGUCUUAGGAAACUCGCCGAAGACAAUGCCAUCGCAUACCCAAAGGGAUCCAAAGUCGCUUUAAGGGAUUUUUACGUGGACGAUUUGGUAACUGCUGCAAACACAUUACAAGAAGCGUCAGUUAUUAAGUCAGAGACGUCUAAAUUACUAAUAGAAGGAGGAUUUAAAUUGCGAAAGUGGACCUCUAAUGAACCCUCCCUUCGAGACAAUCAAUUUCUAGAUUCUCAAAAGGAAUUUGUUUUAUCGUGCGAUAAAGAAGACGAGACGCGGACAUUAGGUCUCGUUUGGAAGACAGACCAUUUCAAAUUCUCAAAUAUCGCAUCUUUGCCGCCAUUGUCGACACCAUCUAAAAGAGCUAUAUUGUCAAGAAUUGCAUUAAUCUUUGACCCUCUAGGGCUACUUGGACCUACUACAGUCAUCGCUAAAAUCAUUAUGCAAGAUCUUUGGCGCCUCAAGAUUGACUGGGAUGAAUCUUUGCCCUUAGAUGUGAAUACUAAAUGGAAACGUUAUGAAGCUGAGUUACCAAUGUUAAGAAAUAUAUUUAUACCACGAAGAGUCAUUGCAUUGGAUGACUAUGUCAAGCUAGAAAUACAUGGUUUCGCGGAUGCUAGCGAGAUUGCUUAUGGAGCAUGUGUGUAUGUGCGUGUCACUGAUGCCAAUGGAAAACACUCUACUAGAUUACUUUGUUCGAAAGGUCGAGUAGCGCCCUUGAAGGCUUUAUCUAUUCCACGGCUUGAAUUAUGCGCAGCGCUAUUAUUGGCACAACUCAUCGACAAGGUACUGAAAUGCCUGACUGUCAAAAUAGAUUCGGUUUACUUAUGGACCGACUCUACUAUAGUAUUAGCUUGGCUGCAAUCAUGUAAUCGAACUUGGACUACUUUUGUUGCUAAUCGCGUUGGUGAGAUCCAGCAAUUAACUACUCCACAUCACUGGCAUCAUGUCAGCAGUCAAGACAAUCCAGCAGAUCUUUAUUCAAGGGGUGUGACUCCAACAUCGCUACUUCAAUCGCAACUUUGGUGGUCAGGGCCUACAUGGCUAAAUCUCGACAAAGGGAGCUGGCCUCAAUUUCCUUUUGUCAUAAACAAACAGGAGAUUCCUGAAUAUAAGGCUACUGCCAUCACCACGAUCGCAACGAAACAACCUUUCGACAUAUUUGAACGAUACUCAAAUUUCUUGAAGCUGACUCGCGUGGUAGCGUACAUCUUUCGAUUUUUUAACAACUUAAUGAGGAAGAUCAAACCUUCGAGAAGUUAUCCGCUACAACCUGGUGCGAAUAACAGUGUUUCGCCCGAUGAGAUAAAUCAUGCUACUCAAGUUUUGGUGAAAUUGGUCCAGAGAUUACACUUUCCCAAGGAAUUGGAACUACUCAUAAAACAACAAGAUCUGAACAAGAGUAGUCCUAUUAUACGUCUAAAUCCAUUUGUAGACGAAUCUGGAGUUUUACGAGUCGGAGAUCGGCUCAAGCUAUCUUACCUUCCAUACACUGCCAAAUAUCCAGCAUUACUGCCAGGACAUCAUCCAUUCUCACGUCUCAUUAUAAUUCACGAGCAUGAAAGACAUUUUCAUGCAGGCCCGCAAGCCACUUUGUCUGCUGUUCGUCAAAGCUACUGGCUUGUCUCUGCCAGAGAUGUAGUACGACAAAUUACACGCAAGUGUAUCACUUGCUUUCGAAGUUCUCCAAAAACGUCUUCAACGCUCAUGGGAAAUCUUCCCAGGGACAGAAUCACAGUUCCUAAACGAGUUUUCGAAAAAUGUGGAGUAGAUUACGCUGGUGCCAAACGAGAGUUAAGUAAAUUGGCGGCAUUGUUUAACGAGCAAAGGGAUCAACAACAAAUUAGCGAUUAUAUGGCUAUCAAAGGGAUCAAUUGGCAUUGCAUACCGCCUAGAGCACCUCAUCAUGGUGGGCUUUGGGAAGCUGCUGUUAAGGGAGCCAAGCGUCAUCUCAUUCGAGUAAUCAAGGAAGCCCAUUUAAGAUAUGAAGAAUUAGAAACUCUGCUCAUCCAAGUUGAAGCAAUUUUAAAUUCUCGACCACUUACACCUAUGUCCUCUGAUCCAUCAGAUCUCACAUCAUUAACUCCAGGACAUUUUUUGAUAGGAAGUCCGUUAACUUCAUAUCCUGAACCAUCGAUAGAAAAACUGCCAAUAAAUCGCUUGUCACGCUGGCAACAUGUCGAACAAAUACGACAACAUUUUUGGCAAAGAUGGACUCAGGCGGAAACAAUUGAGAUUGAGAGAGAGAGGAGAGCGAAAACUAGUGUUGAAGAAUUACUUAAGUAUAAGCGGGAACAACUUUUGAAGAAGAAUCUGGAAACUUCAGUUGUGCAAUUUAUAAGAAGUCGAGAGCUCGGCAUGAAAAAUCCCCGCAUAAUUUCAUUGACAGGAUUUUUCAAAUCUCGAAAUUAUUGGGUGAACUCGGUUGACAAUUGUAGCACAAGUUGGUGCAGGUAUAGAGAAGAAGAUCCUAAUCACACUGCAGUAAAAUGUUAUGGAAAUAGAUUACGUGCAGAACUUGAACAACUUGAAUUAUAUGAAGACAUAAAAAAACUCGAAGAAGCUGAGCAUGAGAAUAGGCUACUGCAAGACUUUGAAGAUUUGAAGUUUAUGAGAGUAUAUGAAUGGUCGACGAGAGGACCAGGAGCGGAAGUCUCUCAGCCCGACACAUCGCCCCUAGUCUUCCAGGAAUGA
Molecule: messenger RNA, 5265 nt
Organism: Camponotus floridanus (Florida carpenter ant)
Lineage: Eukaryota; Metazoa; Arthropoda; Insecta; Hymenoptera; Formicidae
Exons: 4
Coding region: 1-5265 (1754 amino acids)
Biological process (GO): proteolysis
Molecular function (GO): aspartic-type endopeptidase activity; nucleic acid binding
Source: RefSeq, a predicted model, not a curated record